AUGUCUGAAGGAACUUUGUUUACAGAUUUGAAUGAGAGAAAGUUGAUCAGGACUAUCGUACCAAGAGGUUUAGUGCGUUCCUUGAGGCUGGACGUAAAACUUGCUGACCCCAGCGAUGCUGAGCAACUCUACCAAAGGGAAUUUCCCUGGGGAAAGUACCCCACUUUUGUAGGACCACGUGAGGAGUGGACUCUUACUGAGGCAAUGGCCAUUGACUACUACCUGAUCCAUCUUUCUAGCGACAAAAAGGCCGUGAGCCAGUUAUUAGGACCCGAUGGUGACUUUAAAACUCGUGCGGAUAUUUUAAGAUGGGAGUCGCUUUCCAACAGUGAUUUUUUGAACGAGGUUUGUAAAGUAUUCUUCCUCCUAAUCGGCAUAAAGCCAUACAAUUCCAUUGAAUUUGAGACUGCGAGGAAGAACGUUGACACCAUCGUUUCGCUUUACGAGAGAAGGUUGAAGAAACAGAAAUUCCUGACCUCUAAUGAACAUGAGACUCUUGCUGAUCUGACUUCAGCCGCUGCUUUCUCAUUGGGGUUCUUAAGUAUUUUUGAUGAAACGUGGAGGUCCAAGCAUCCUGAGAUUACCCAUUGGUUCGAUCGCGUGGUUAACUCUCGCUUUUUUGAAGGUGAAUUUCAAAAUUUCAAAAUGUGCAAGUGUGCAAUGCAAUCCAGUAAAUAA
Messenger RNA from Saccharomyces mikatae IFO 1815, 678 nucleotides. RefSeq lists its product as uncharacterized. The transcript has a single exon. The record is from RefSeq and is a predicted model, not a curated record. Gene Ontology annotation, cellular component: cytoplasm; nucleus. Lineage: Eukaryota; Fungi; Ascomycota; Saccharomycetes; Saccharomycetales; Saccharomycetaceae. Gene Ontology annotation, biological process: translational elongation. The coding region runs from base 1 to 678 and encodes 225 amino acids.